AUGACACGGCGCCUCACCGCCCCGAACGUCGAAAUCAGCAAGAACUUCUCCGAUCAUGACGACGACCCAGAGAACAACGAAGUCCUCGUCAGCAUCAGAUCCUGGGGAAAUGCAGCCUUCGUUUUUCCGGAUCUCGCGGAACGGGCCGACUGGCGAAAGCCCGAAAACACCCUGUGGCAAGCCCGGAUCUUCCACAGAGGCCGGCGCUCGCUCGGCUACAUGAUGCUUGACGCCGCAAGAGCAGCCCUACGCGUGCAUCCAGAUGCCAGCAUGCAGACCCUCGAGCAAUUGCAGCGGAACCAUCACGUCAAGCUCCUCUCCGGUGGACCUCCAUCAAGUGGCGACCCCGACCCGGACGGCAUGGAAUUCACCCCGUGGCAACCAGUAAUCUACGCAGCCGGCGAAUCUCCCAUGCCCAUCCUGGAGCUGCUGCAGUACCUGGUGAAACACCAUUGCACGUGCGGCCAUUGGAGGCACGCGCCCCCCUUGGCCAUCCGCAUCCAGGAAUGGACCUGGGUAGCAAAGCCGCCAACGCCAUGGACGCUCCGCUGCCACCCAAACAUGAGCGACAUCGCCUGUUUCCGUGCAGUCCCACCAACCACGAGACAACAUACACUCUGCCAACUCAACCGCGCUACAAACCGAGCCGGGGCAUACAUCCUCACCAUCUUCGGCAACCUUUACCCGUACAGGCGAAUGCUGAACAACGAGAACAUCCCGGCCGGAGAAGUUCCAGCAUCAGGAAACGAAAAGAAAGCCACAUACGUCAGGCAAAUGCACUUCGACAACUUCGACACCAGUGCAAAGGAAAGAAUACAAAGCCUUCUCGUCAAUGCCCUGUGCAACCUGCCCAUCUAUUUCAUCGACGCCACAGAGCAAGACUCCGACGAGUUUGUUUUCUGGAUGACCCGCCAGAAAAGUGUCAUCCUGGCUGAAACCCACAUGUGUCUCAACCGAGCAACAUACCCACUCCUCGCCGCCGCCAUGCCAAAACGACGCUUCCAGGCCCACGAAGUCGCGCUCCAAGAGCCAAUCGCGAAACGAAACAACAACAACGCCGACCCAACGGCCGGGCGCUACCUCAUAGCCACCGUCACCUAUUGGGGCAGCGCGGCCUACUACUUCAACGACACGCCAACAACAACCAAGCUGUGGCAGGUACAGGUGGAUCACGCCGGCUACAAUAACUUUAGCUACAAAAUUCUCGGAACCGUGAAUGACACACUCCGAAACUAUCCAGACUCCAACGUUACGGACCUAAAGAGCAUGGAACAGCACCUCAAGAUCCGAAUCCUGAAUGGUGCCCCUAGCCAACAAGGAGAAGACAACGAUCCAGACGGCAUGCAGUUCACGCCAUGGCGAGCCGUGCUCUACUUGGGAAACGACGACCUCAACCCGAUCUUGGAUCUUAUCCAUCGCAUCCUGAAGCACAAAAUGGAUCAAGCGCAAAUUUUGGACAUACCGGUGCUGCAAGUACAAUCCAACUGUGUGCAGUGGAACCCCGCACAAGAAGACCUGCCACAGCCGUGGCAACUACUACGCACGGAACCAGAAUGGAUGCCGAACAUUUUCAAAGUCUUGCCUCCCAGAGGACGAAGACACAUCGUCUGCCAACUCGAAACCGCCGAAGACGAUCACUACAACCUCAUGUUUCUGGGCGGGCUCUACGUGUUUCGGGAACAGUUCGAUGCGCAGCAGAUCCCGUACGGAUACCACAAAACGGUGGAUCCAACCGAAAAGCGAAUCUACGUCCGCCUUCUCAAAGUACAGGACAGCGAAGACGGCAAAAACAAAGUCCUCCGAGUAGUGAACAACGUCUUGCACCACAUGCCAGUCUAUUUCUACCACUACAUCGAAGACAAGCAAGACCCCAUGCUCACCUGGCUGCUAUCCUUGGGCCCCUUCCGACUCAACCCCAUCCCGUUGGACGACACCUAA
Symbiodinium necroappetens is the source of this 1938-nucleotide messenger RNA. Lineage: Eukaryota; Dinophyceae; Suessiales; Symbiodiniaceae. The record is from the annotation of a GenBank genome assembly.